Terrapene triunguis (Three-toed box turtle) is the source of this 1323-nucleotide messenger RNA. It is a transcript of the gene ONECUT3, whose product is annotated as one cut homeobox 3. The coding region runs from base 1 to 1323 and encodes 440 amino acids. Gene Ontology annotation, molecular function: DNA-binding transcription factor activity, RNA polymerase II-specific; RNA polymerase II cis-regulatory region sequence-specific DNA binding. Gene Ontology annotation, cellular component: nucleus. The transcript is spliced from 2 exons. The record is from RefSeq and is a predicted model, not a curated record. Gene Ontology annotation, biological process: regulation of transcription by RNA polymerase II. NCBI's taxonomy places the organism in Eukaryota, Metazoa, Chordata, Testudines, Emydidae.
AUGGAACUUACCAUGGAGACCUUGGGCAGCCUGCACGGCGUGUCCCACUCGCAGGCCGGGGAGCUGAUGAGCCCUGCCCACGGCCGGCCGGCCGCCCACCGGAACCUGGUCUCCCACGCGCGGCCGGCCAUGGUGUCCAGCAUGGCCUCGAUCCUGGACGGCGCCGGGGACUACCGGCCGGAGCACAGCCUGGGGGGCCCCUUGCACCCGGCCAUGAGCAUGGCGUGCGAGUCCCCCUCGGGCAUGAGCCUGAGCAGCACCUACACCACCCUGACCCCGCUGCAGCACCUGCCCCCCAUCUCCUCCGUCUCGGACAAGUUCCACCACCCGCACCCGCACCCGCACCACCACCCGCACCAGCGCCUGCCCGCCAGCGUCAGCGGCAGCUUCACCCUCAUGCGGGACGAGCGGAGCCUCUCCUCCAUGGGCAACCUCUACGGCCACUACCCCAAGGACAUGCCGGCCAUGGGCCAGCCCCUCUCCCCGCUGCCCAACGGCCUGGGCCCCUUGCACAACGCGCAGCAGCCGCUGGCUCCCUACGGCCCCGGAGGGCACCUGGCCAGCGACAAGAUGCUCUCCCCCAGCGGCUUCGACUCCCACGCGGCCAUGCUGUCCCGGAGCGAGGAGCACCUGGCCCGGGGGCUGGGCGCGCCGGGCGCCGGCAUGAUGCCCCCCCUGAACGCCAUGCACCACCAGGGGCACCACCACGGCCAGCCCAACGGCUCCAUCCUGGGCGAGCGGGAGAGGCAGGCUUCCGCCUCGGGCUCGCAGGCCGGCAGCUCCGGGCAGGUGGAGGAGAUCAACACCAAGGAGGUGGCGCAGAGGAUCACGGCGGAGCUGAAGCGGUACAGCAUCCCCCAGGCCAUCUUUGCCCAGCGGAUCUUGUGCCGGUCUCAGGGCACCCUGUCCGACCUCCUGCGGAACCCCAAGCCCUGGAGUAAACUCAAGUCCGGGCGGGAGACCUUCCGGAGAAUGUGGAAGUGGCUGCAGGAGCCCGAAUUCCAGAGGAUGUCGGCGCUGAGGCUCGCAGCCUGCAAACGCAAAGAACAGGAGCAGCAGAAAGACAGGAACCUGCAGCCCAAGAAGCAGCGGCUGGUCUUCACGGACCUGCAGCGCCGCACCCUGAUCGCGAUCUUCAAGGAGAACAAGCGCCCCUCCAAGGAGAUGCAGAUGACCAUCUCGCAGCAGCUGGGCCUGGAGCUCAACACCGUCAGCAACUUCUUCAUGAACGCCCGCCGGCGGUGCAUGAACCGCUGGCAGGAGGAUGCGGGCGCCAACCCUGGGGUUCCCUCAUCUUCUACAAGCACUUUCUCCAAAGCAUGA